AUGACCCGCGAAUUCCACAUCAAGGGUUACUUGAUGGAAUCGAUCAUCUAUGGAAAGCCCACACUGCACAGAGUCAUAACGCUAAAAGCGCUGAUCACUAAUUUCAAAUACUUCACGAAGGAGGUGAAAUAUUAUGAUGAUCCUUACAUCGAGUAUGAAGAGAGUGUUACGGCAGCUGACCUCAUAAAGGGGAGCACUGAUCAGAUGGCUAUGGAUGCGUCGAAUUUGCAAGAUCCAAACGACAAAACGAAAACCGAUUAUGACAAUGCGAAAAACAAAGGGAUAAGAAAAAUAUCCUCACUGUGA
This is a messenger RNA of Haemonchus placei, 306 nucleotides long. The record is from the annotation of a GenBank genome assembly. Lineage: Eukaryota; Metazoa; Nematoda; Chromadorea; Rhabditida; Trichostrongylidae.